Molecule: messenger RNA, 2091 nt
Organism: Anopheles maculipalpis
Lineage: Eukaryota; Metazoa; Arthropoda; Insecta; Diptera; Culicidae
Product: adhesive plaque matrix protein-like
Exons: 4
Coding region: 1-2091 (696 amino acids)
Molecular function (GO): serine-type endopeptidase inhibitor activity; protein binding
Source: RefSeq, a predicted model, not a curated record
AUGCGAUCCUUGUGCUGGGUGUUUCUACUGGUGGCAGCGCCACUGGUACUGGCAGACGAAAAGCUAAAGAAACCAUCACUGAUAGCAGCACCGUCGGUAGCAUCUGCAUCAAAGAUCGCCGACAGUGUGGCUAGCCCUAGCGUUACCGAGUACAAAAAAACUCUUAUCCGCAAGCCGAAGCGAUCGAACGGUGAAAUACCGCUGCUGAUCAUUCGUCCCGUAGAAAAGCGACGCAAGAUCUACUUCAAGGAGCCGACGGUUAAAAUCGCUUCCGGUGGAGUUGCAACGUAUGGAACCUAUCCUGAGCUCCAUACGAGUGACGGCGAGAUGUUUACGCUCGAACACAUGCUGCCCAUCCUGAGCCUGGAAGGAAUGCUGAAGGGUUUCUCCAAGCAUGGUCCGAACCACUUCGUACCCUCGCCACAGUUCAAGCCGUCCGACAUCCAUCAUCUGGUGGCACCGCAGAAGACGAAGGAAGAGUACCAUCAUCAGCUGGCCCCGCUGAAACCGAGCCAGCUUCUAUCCAUCUCGCACAAACCUGCAGAGGCCGUACCGGCGCAGACGCUACCAUCGCCACCACCACCAAACUACGUACCGGCCGUAAAUUCUGAAGAUCAACUACUGAAACUUGGUCAACCACAGCCUUCCUUUUCGCCCCUGGUACAGGAAAAACCGGCGUUCGUCAAGCCAGAGCAGCUGCCCCCGAGUUUCAACUUCAAGGUCCAGGAAGAGGUCAACGGUCACUACAAGGUAAAUGCGAUCCCGCUGUCGAAGCCAUCCGAGGUCCAUCAUCCGGCACCGCAUCAUCACUACCCAUCGUCGCCCUCGUCCCCAUCCGGUGGCGCUACCAGUUACGUCGGCAGCCAAGGGAAGCCCCAAACGCAACCGCUUUACAUCCAUGCAGCUCCAGUUCCAUCCGGCGAUCACUCGUCUAACAAGUGGCAGGAGAUCCCCAAGAAGCCUCAAGUAUCUGUGUCAACAAACUACUACCAUCCAAAAACGAUCGUUGCCGAGCAGGAGCUAUCGCAGCACACGAAGUCCAGCUACGCUCAGGCCCAGCAAGCCGUUCCUCCACAGCAACCGACCGUACAGACGCAUCUGAGCUAUUACUUCCCGAAGGAAGAGUCCGUACCGCAAACGCCGGUUCACCAUCAGCACAACCAUCAGUCGCAGGCAACGUCAUACAGCAAUGUUCAGGCCAGUGGAAGUGGACCGUCCAGUGAGCAUCACGCUGACACACCGUCCGAGAAGCCCAUCCACAAGACAUACAGCUCGCACAUUAAGCAGAAGUACCAGAAGCAGCAUCAGCAGCCACACGUCUUUAUCCAGAAGUACUUCGAGUUCCCGUCGAAGAAUGGUGCCCACCAGAAGAAUGUUGUGAACGAAUUCCACGGUUCGCACGGCAAUGAAACCGCAGACCAGCAUCAGCAUCUUCCGGAACCUCAAGCGUAUGCUGCCCCGCAGUAUCUGCCACUGCCGCAACCACAAGCCCUACAUCAACCACAGCACGCUCCCGCUAUGACAGGACCGGGUGCCCAAACGUUACAUCUGCAGCUGCACCAUCCCGUCCAUCAUCCCGUGCACCAUCCGGUACAUCAUGGCGGUCCUGCACAAAGCUACUGGAAGUUUGGACGUCGCACACAGGAAAGCGCAGUCAAACCGGUAGUGGAGCACACGAACGAGCCGGACCACCACGAUAGCCAACAUGCUGCGUCCGGUGCAGUGUUGCGACAGGUCAAGCACACCACAGUGUCCAUCAGUAGCUCAAGUACUGAGGCACCGGCAGCAACGGGCAGCAAGGACGCAAAGGAUGGUCAGACAGCACAGGAUCGCAUCGAUCAGGUUUCGCAGUCGACCAAUGGGACCAAUGCCAGUACAAGCGCACCGACACGAACACCGAAACAAAUCCAGCACGGUUGUGAGCGACGCUGCAUCCGCAACACUGUCGCACAGUCCUACGAACCCGUGUGUGGCACUGACGGUGUGACCUACUCGAACCGGGGAAAACUACGCUGUGCCCGAACCUGCGGAAAUGAUGAUCUCGAGAUUCGAUCGUACGGCGAAUGUACCACCAACACACGGAACCCAUAA